Molecule: messenger RNA, 1011 nt
Organism: Drosophila elegans
Lineage: Eukaryota; Metazoa; Arthropoda; Insecta; Diptera; Drosophilidae
Exons: 3
Coding region: 72-782 (236 amino acids)
Source: RefSeq, a predicted model, not a curated record
GAAAGUUCACAGAGAUUUUGCCAUCACUUCCACACACAACAACAAAACUCACACACGAACAUAUUUCAAAAAUGGAAAACUAUACUUUAGGAGAAUUGCUGUGGGAUGGUGCCCUCGAAAUCGAACCAUUUGAAUAUGAAAAGGGCCACCAAGAGGAUUGCAGUUUCCUCGAUGUUUAUGUGAGCUUCCUAUGGACAUUCGUCGCCAUUUACGCUCUGUCCAAGCUGACCCAAUUCUCGGAGCGGUAUUUGAGCCAACGUCUGCUGGCCCACAAACACUGCGGCGAUGUCCGCUCCAUCAACAGCGAGUGGGAGCAGACGCUCCAGCUCCAGGAGGAGUUCCGAUGCCAACUGCAUGACGAGGUGCUGCAGCUCACCGAGAAGAACCUCUGCCUGGAGAGCAUGAUCGAGGAACUGCGCGACUGCAACCAUCAACUGAUUGGCCAGAAUCGUAUGCGAUCCGUGGCAAAGGAACAGAAGCAAUCGUCGGUCCAGUCAAAUAUUUAUAUCAGGAACAGCUAUAUCCACCUAACACGUCAGGUGUUUGUGAACGAUAGACAAACUGACCGCAAUGUACGGAAUGUCGGCGGCGAGGAUCUCAAUGGAAGCCCAAUGGAAGCAUCCGAGGAGGGCCUGAAUGUCUGGAUGCAGUACCUGAAGAUGCGCAAGUGCUACAUAGGGUUCAUUGCCGAUCCCAACUUGAUGGCUCCCAGCGGUUCUGGUCACAUGCAGCCCGUUGUAAUGACCACCGAGCAGUUGGCCAACUUGCAAGGAAUUGUCUAGUGGCUUGAAUUCAGUUACUUAAAGCACACGCACAUCAACGGUUAAGUCGCUCAAAUCGGAAAAGGAAAUAUCCAUAAAAAGUAAUUAAACUACAUAUAUAAUGCUCGAACAAUUUUUCAAGAUCCACAACCGACUGCCCCUCAUUUUAGUCAUCAGAAACUUGAGAAUACUUACAUAGCUGUUUUUUCCUUAUGGCCGACGGUAUUAAAUGUUUGAUCUUUAUGCGAUA